AUGGCUGCGGCGCCGGGGCUGCCCUUCUGGCUGCUCCUGCUCGGGCUGCCCUGGCGGGUCCCGGGGCAGCCGGGGCCUGACAUGAGCCGGCGCUUCUCCGAGCACAAACUCUGCGCGGACACCGAGUGCAGCAUGUUAAUGUACCGGGGUGAGGCUCUAGAAGAUUUCACAGGCCCGGACUGUCGGUUUGUGAAUUUUAAAAAAGGCGACAAUGUCUAUGUCUACUAUAAACUGGCAGGGAAAUCGCCUGAAGUUUGGGCUGGAAGUGUUGGACGUAUUUUUGGAUACUUUCCAAAGGAUUUAAUCCAAGUGGUCUAUAAAUAUGCUAAAGAAGAGCUAGAAGUUCCAGCAGAUGAGACAGAUUUUGUUUGCUUUGAUGGGGGAAGAGACGAUUUUGAUAACUAUAACGUAGAAGAACUUCUAGGAUCUUUGGAACUGUACAAUUCUGCAGCUAGAGAUUCUGAGAAAGCUAUUGGAAAAACUUCUCAACAUAUGGAAAAACCUGCCGAAGUAUCUGAAGAAAGUCACCCUGAACCUGAUUCAAUACCAGCCACCUCCGAGGAAAGAGAAAAUGUUUUCUCAGAAAACACUGGGGAACUCAAAGAAAGACAUGCAGCUCAGAAGAACCACCCCCAUGUAAACAGUCAAAGAAAUCACCCUCAGCGAGAGCCAGCUUCAUCGGAACCAUUUGAAAAAAUGCUUCAAGAUAAAUUAAAAAUGCCAGACAGUGAAAACAACAAAACCAGCAAUAGUUCUCAGAUCUCAAAUGAACAGGAGAAGACUGAUGCUUAUAAACUUUUGAAAAAAGAAAUGACUCUGGACUUGAAAACCAAAUUUGGCUCCACUGCUGAUGCACUUGUGUCUGAUGAUGAGACAACCAGGCUCGUUACUUCAUUAGAAGACGAUUUUGAUGAGGAAUUAGAUGAUGAGUACUACAUCAUUGGGAAGGAAGAAGAGGAAGAGAAUCAGGAAAACUUUGAUGACUUGCCAUUACUAACCUUUACAGAUGGAGAAGACUUGAAAUCUGAAGUUGGGAAAUACUCAACUGAUAAAGAGCAGAACUCAAGUGAAGAGGAUGAAGUGGAGGUAACUCAGCCCUUGGGCAUCAAAGAUGAUGAUAAAAAUCUACGAUCACCUUGGGAGGAUACCGUCUUCUCUGCUGUCACAGAAGGUGAAGAACAAACAGGUAUGGAUUUCGAGAAUUCUAACUCAGAGGAAGAGAUGGAAGGCGAUGAUGGAUUAGUCACAGACAGCCAGUGGGAGAAAACACAAUCAGCAACAGAUUAUAGUGACCUUGAAAAGGCAGAAGAUGAUCUUUUGACUGUAGAAGUUUCUAAAACAAAUAAUGAUAAAAAUACAGAAACGGACAGAGAACUUGACAUUAAAGGAAAAGGGAGGACAGCUGAGGACUCCAAGGGGGACCUGGUACUGGAUAAGAAAGGACUGGAGGAUGAAAAGAAAGAAGACAGGACUCUGCACGGUUCUACUCAAAGCAGUAACCUCAACUCUUUGCCAGCUAUUGGAAAGGGUAAAGAAACAUUAAAAUCAGCUUUUGGUAACAAAGAAAACGAUCUAAAAGGAGCAGCUGUUCAUGCCUCAGAAAGAAUGGCCCACGAAAGGAAGCCUGGAGAGCAGACGGUGGAAGGUGGCUCAGAGAGGGGAUGGGAACACCGAGCUGCAGGGAAUGAAAUGAAGGAAGAAAAGAAUAAACAGGAAGCCAGGGAUGUUACACCGCUCUUGGGAGAUAAUCAGCAUAAUGUAUCCAAAGAUGGUGUGGAGAAGGAAGUAGAUGUUUUAGUAAAUGGACCAAAACAACACAUACUUGCAGCAGAGCACCCAAACGAGGAAUUUAAAGAGGAACAGCUUCUGAAAACUCAAAAUCAACCUAGAUUCUCCUCUCCUGAUGAAAUUGGUUUGUCAACAGAACUGGAAGAUGAGGGUCCCAUUGUGGGACGAAAUCUUUCCUGGCAGCAAGAAAGAGAUGUGGCUGCUGCAGUUAAUAAGCAAGUGAAUGAGACGACAAGGCUGUCUGAGCAAGAGGUCACAGGAAACACCUUAGAUGAGGAGUUUGUUCAUCAACAGCCGGGCACUCCAGAAGCAGAAACAACAGGCCAAACUGAUAGUGCAGAAGUACCAGGUUUCCAUCCUGAGAAACCAGAAGCAGAAGAUGACGAUUCCACCCCUGAAGAACUAUUGGAGGAUGAAAAUGCUGUAAGUGCAAAACAGUCUAAAGAAAAGAGCCCUGAGAUGCAAGACAGGCAGUUAGAUAUUCAUCUACAAGUCCCUGAAAAAGGAAUUUUAGGCUCCGCUAAUACUGAUGCAAAUAUUGAAGAAAACAAAGAAAAAACGAGUAAUAUUUCAGAAAUGGAAGGAAAAAAUGAAACUGGGGGCAAAGAGGUAGGCACACUAGGCAAUGAACCUGGCGGUCUGGUAGAAAAAGAAGAAAACACUCUUCCAGAUAAUAAAGCACAGAGACCACCUGCAGGAAGUGAAUUUCUUGACAAGAAAAAGCACCAGACUCCAGAGUUAGGUGAAGUGUUUCAGAAUAAAGAUUCUGGUUAUCUCAAAGAGGACAACCCUGAGGAUUACCUGAAGACCUCAGGGCUCGCCGAGAAACCUGGGGUAGAACUCUCCAAAGAGGACCAGGAGGACAUAGAGAAGAAGUUCACGGACGUACAAAGCCAGGAGGCAGCUUCUGAGGAACACGAAGGUGGUCUGUUCCACAGGACUUCACAUACACCUACAAAGCCAGAGCACAGUGACCAUGUGGAGGACUUGCCUAUAAUAAGCAGCUUCUUUAAAGAACAGCAGUCUUUGCAGAGGUUCCAGAAGUACUUUGAUGUCCACGAGCUGGAAGCCAUGUUCCAAGAAAUGUCACUGAAGCUGAAGUCAGCACAGCGGGAGAGCCUGCCCUAUAAUGUGGAAAAAGUCCUAGAUAAGGUCUUCCGUGCGUCUGAGGCACAGAUUUUGAGCAGAGCAGAGAACAUGCUCGAUACUCGUGUGACUGAACGUAGAGAUUUGGGGAUGAAGGAAAAGAACGUACUGGAAGAGGCUGCAGUGCUAGACGAUGUGCAAGACCUGAUCUAUUUUGUCAGGUACACACACUCCACAGGGGAGGAGACUGGACCACUGGCCGCGACGCAGCCUCCAGAGGAAGGCGGCGGGGAGCCAGCAGAAGAGGUACAGCCACCGCUGGAAGAUCAUUUCCCACAAGAGGACAUGGAAGAUCUUAACAUGCAGAUUCUUGAGGAGCCUGGCCACUCGGAUCAACCCGUGACUGAUAACAUGGGUGUCUCACAAGUGUUACAAAAGCCAAAUACUGAGAAAAACAUGCAUCCAGGGACAUUUGUAACGGAAAGCGCCCCUGACAGUGCUGCUGCUGGAAGAAAGCCGCCGGAGGGACACGCUGAAGAGCCCGCCAGGGCCACACCUGUGGACGGCGAGGGUUUCUCACUGCGCUCACUCCUGCGUCAUUCAGCCCAGGCGCUACUUUCUACAUUGCAUGGUGAUGGUCAGCCUGGGCCUGAUUUUUAUGGACUGCCAUGGAAGCCUGUACUUAUCACUGCCUUCUUGGGAAUUACUUCAUUUGUCAUUUUCUUCUGGAGAACGAUCCUUGUUGUAAAGAGUCAUGUAUACCAAGUCACUGAAGAGCAAAUUUCUGAGAAGUUGAAGAUGCUCAAGAAAGAAAACGCAGACCUUGUACAAAAAUUGUCAAAUUAUGAACAGAAGAUCAAGGAAUCAAAGAAACAUGUUCAAGAAACCAAGAAACAAAAUAUGAUUCUCUGUGAUGAAGCAAUUAAAAUUAAGGAUAAAAUCAAGGAACUUGAAGAAGCUAAGGAAAAUCUGAACGAUACAGCUAAAAAUCUGCGUCUUAUGUUAGAAUCUGAGAGAGAACAGAAUGCCAAGAACGAGAACUUGAUAUCGGAAAACAAGGUAUCUUUAGAGAAGUUAAAGGACGUGAUCGCAAUGAAUGCCUCAGAGCUGUCAGAGGUUCAGAUUGCCCUUAACGAAGCUAAACUUAGUGAAGAGAAGGUGAAGUUUGAAUGCCAUCGGGUUCAAGAAGAGAAUGCUAAGCUUAAGAAGAAGAAAGACCAGUUGCAGCAGGAAAUCAAAGACUUGAAUAAAGCCCAUGCUAAACUCAGUGAGCAAAUAAAAUCAUUUGAGAAGUCUCAGAAAGAUUUGGAAGUAACUCUUACUCAAAAAGAUGAUAAUAUCAGUGCUUUGACGAAUUGUAUCACACAGUUGAAUCGGUUAGAUUGUGAAUCUGAAUCUGAGCGUCAAAAUAAAAGAGGAGAUGAGUCAGAUGAAUUAGCAAAUGGGGAAGUGGGAGGUGACCGAAGUGAGAAGAUGAAAAAUCAAAUUAAGCAGAUGAUGGACGUUUCUCGGACCCAAACGGAAAUAUCAGUAAUUGAAGAGGAUCUAAAACUUCUACAAUCAAAGCUGAGAGCCUCGAUGUCCACAAAAUGUAACCUGGAAGACCAAAUAAAGAGAUUAGAAGACGAUCGCAGCUCCCUGCAGUCUGCCAAGGCUGGGCUGGAAGAAGAGAACAAGACGCUGAAGCAGAAGGUGGAGAUCCUGAGUGAGCUCUAUCAGCAGAAGGAGAUGACUCUGCAGAAGAAGCUGAGCCAGGAAGAGUUCGAGCGGCGAGAGCGGGAGCAGCGGCUGUCGGCGGCCGAUGAGAAGGCGGUGUCGGCGGCCGAGGAAAUAAAGACCUACAAGUGGAGAAUUGAAGAAUUGGAGGAUGAAUUACAGAAAACAGAGCGCUCCUUUAAAGACCAGAUUUCUGCUAAUGAGAAGAAAGCUCACGACAACUGGCUCAAAGCUCGUGCUGCAGAAAGAGCCAUGGCUGAAGAGAAAAGGGAGGCAGCCAACCUGAGGCACAAAUUAUUAGAAUUAACCCAAAAGAUGGCAAUGUUGCAAGAACCUGUGAUUGUAAAACCGAUGCCAGGAAGACCCAACGCACAAAAUGCUCCGCGGAGAGGUCCCCUGAGCCAGAAUGGCUCUUUCGGCCCAUCGCCUGUGAGUGGUGGAGAAUGCUCCCCUCCACCAAGAGACCCGCCCGCGAGACCCCUCUCUGCCACGCUCAGUCGGAGAGAUGUGCCCAGAAGUGAAUUUGCAGAUCCAGGGUCUGGUGCAGCUCUGCUGAUGAACAGCAGCCCGAGAAGCUCUUCCCCUUCGAAGGUGGUGGAUGAGGGCAAGCAAAUUGUUCCCCAAGAGUGUGAAGGCCCUUCGGUUCCCAGCAGUACAUCUUUGGCUGAGCAUCCAGCAGCAGUGAAUAUGGCUGCAGAAGGACCCCCUCCUUUCCCAGGGGUGCCCCUCAUGAGCUCCUCCAUGGGAGGCCCUGUACCACCACCCAUUCGAUACGGACCACCUCCUCAACUCUGCGGGCCUUUCGGGCCUCGGCCAUUUCCUCCACCAUUUGGACCUGGUAUGCGGCCACCUCUAGGUUUAAGGGAAUAUGCACCAGGGGUUCCACCUGGAAAACGGGAUAUGCCUUUCGACCCUCGAGGAUUUGUACCAGGACACCCUCACUUUAGACCUGGAGGCUCUCCGGGCCCUCGAGAGUACUUUAUUCCUGGCCCCCGACUACCGCCCCCAAGCCAUGGCCCCCAAGAUUAUCCUUCACCUGCUGCAAGAGACUUACUGCCUUCUGGCUCCCGAGAGGAGCCCCCCCCCGCCUCUCAGAGUGGCAGCCAGGACUCUUCCCAGGCAAUGAAACAGAGCCCAUAACUGACCUCCGACGUGCAGUCUCGUGGGAGCGGACUGCACAUUAUUCAUUACAGUCUUAAUCCAAAAGUUUAAAUAAAGUUAGUUUUUAGACCUAAGCUGCCCUGGCAGUGUGCAUUUUUGAGCCAAACAAUAAAAAAAUACCAUUUCCCCCCUAAAUAAAAACCACCUCUUAAGCUAGAGCCUCCUUCCAACUUUGAAAUGUGCAAUAAAGAAUACCUGUGUUUUAGUUAAUGUAGCAUAUGUGACUGUUAAAUGAUUUAGAACAUCAUGAAAAAUAUGGACAUUUCCUGUGGAAAUGCUCUAAGAACGUGUAUUUCCAUUUAUUAUCCUGUUUUUAGUGUACACCAGUUGAAUGUAGAGCGACGGUGUUUAUAAGCUUGAAUUUUUAAAGUAUCUGGUCGCAAGGACUGUUACGCUAAAAAUGUUUACUAAAAGAUCACUGAACUUUAUCUCCCCUCUUGCUGAAGUUCUUUGCAGUAAAAGUUCAUUAA
Molossus molossus (Pallas's mastiff bat) is the source of this 6221-nucleotide messenger RNA. It is a transcript of the gene MIA3, whose product is annotated as MIA SH3 domain ER export factor 3. Gene Ontology annotation, molecular function: protein binding. Bases 1 to 5730 code for a protein of 1909 amino acids. Gene Ontology annotation, biological process: protein secretion; endoplasmic reticulum to Golgi vesicle-mediated transport; vesicle cargo loading. NCBI's taxonomy places the organism in Eukaryota, Metazoa, Chordata, Mammalia, Chiroptera, Molossidae. The transcript is spliced from 28 exons. Gene Ontology annotation, cellular component: endoplasmic reticulum exit site; endoplasmic reticulum membrane. The record is from RefSeq and is a predicted model, not a curated record.